AUGGAUCCCGGGAAGGAGCAGACGGGCACGCCCGAGCCCGGCGCGGCGGCGUGGCGCACCCGCGCGGUGUGCGGCACGGAGUACAGCUGGUGCCGCGCCGUGCCGGGCGGCACCGGCACCACGCUCCUCGCGCUCCGCCUCUCGCGCCGCGGCGCCGCCGCGGCCGAGGCGGCCGUCCGCUCACUCCAGAGCGCGCACCCCGUCCUCCGCGCCCACAUCCGCGCGGCCUCCACCUCCAGCCCCACCCUCGCCCUCCCCUCCCCCGCUCCGCAGCUCGCCCUCGCGCCCCAGCCGUCCGCGCUCGACUUCGACUCACUCCUGGAGCGCGAGCUCAACAGCAACCCAUGGGCGGCCGAGAACGGGCCCGACGGGGCCCCGGUGCUCUUCGCCGCGCUCUACGAGCUUCCCCCGCCCGCGGGCGGCGCGGCUCUGUUCGUCCGGAUCCACACGGCCGCGUGCGACCGCGCGGCGUCUGCGGCGCUGCUGAGGGAGCUGCUGGCGCAUCUGGGCGGCGCGGGCGACCCGGAGGAGGAGGAGGAAGCGGCGGUGGAGGCGGGGCUGGAGGACAGGAUACCGCAGAAGGACGCGUGGAAGCCGUUCUGGGCGCGUGGGGUGGACAUGGUGGGCUACUCCAUCAACGGCCUGCGCACGUCCACGCUGCCGUUCGUGGAGACCGGCACGGCGAGGUCGACGCAGAUGGUGCGCCUCGCGUUCGGCCGCGAGGAGACGACGCGCCUGCUCGAUGCGUGCAAGGAGAACGGGGUGAAGCUUUGCUCGGCCAUGGCUGCCGCGACGCUGCUAGCUGCACGGCAAUCUAAGAAGCUGGACAGUGGCCAGCAGGAGACGUACUCUGUGGCGACCCUGAUCAACUGCCGCCAGUUUCUUGAGCCAGCUUUGGACGAUCACAACGUUGGGUUCUUCUACUCUGCCAUCACCAACACCCACAAGAUACACGGAGAGGAGGGGCUGUGGGAGCUGGCCAAGAGGUGCCACGAUUCCUACAUCAGUGCCAAGAACAGCAAGAAGCACCUCACCGACACCGCCGACCUCAACUUCCUCAUGUGCCGGGCCAUCGAGAACCCGCAGCUGACGACGGCCUCCGCGCUCCGCACUGCGCUCGUCUCCGUGUUCGAGGAGCCGGCAACCUACGACGGCCUGUCCGACCUGCAGAGCAAGGCCGGCGUGGAGGAGUACGUCGGCUGCGCCACCGUGCACGGCAUCGGCCCGUCGAUCGGCGUGUUCGACUCUGUCAGGGACGGGCAGCUGGACUGCGCGUGCAUGUACCCUUCUCCUCUGCAUUCCAGGAAGCAGAUACAGGAGAUAUUCGACAAGGUGAAGCGGAUUUUGGGCGAAGGGUGCAACGCGGGUGAUGAGAAACCAUGA
This is a messenger RNA of Triticum turgidum subsp. durum (durum wheat), 1383 nucleotides long. NCBI's taxonomy places the organism in Eukaryota, Viridiplantae, Streptophyta, Magnoliopsida, Poales, Poaceae. The record is from the annotation of a GenBank genome assembly.